Messenger RNA from Phytophthora nicotianae INRA-310, 2274 nucleotides. RefSeq lists its product as hypothetical. The transcript is spliced from 3 exons. Gene Ontology annotation, molecular function: G protein-coupled receptor activity; phosphatidylinositol kinase activity. Bases 1 to 2274 code for a protein of 757 amino acids. The record is from RefSeq and is a predicted model, not a curated record. Gene Ontology annotation, biological process: cell surface receptor signaling pathway; phosphatidylinositol metabolic process; G protein-coupled receptor signaling pathway. NCBI's taxonomy places the organism in Eukaryota, Oomycota, Peronosporomycetes, Peronosporales, Peronosporaceae. Gene Ontology annotation, cellular component: membrane.
AUGAGGCCCAACCAGAACUACGUGCUGGCCAAUGCGCGACCGGAUUCGCUUCCCACUCAAACGGGCGCCUUCAUCUCGGUGAUCAGCUGCUCUGUCAUCGUCUUCUCCUUCCUCUGGAAACGCAAGUGGCGACGUCACCCGAACCCGAUCAUCUACUGGAAAGCCGUCGUCGACUUGCUCUAUGCGCUGCGCUUCCAGUACAACUGGGACGUGUACACAAAUCCGCUGGGCUGCCGUGCACUCGCCACGCUCACGCAGUUCUGCAUCUUCUCGUCCGAGUGUUGGUUCCUCUGUAUGUCCUUCAAUCUGUACCAGUGCUCCACCAACCCGUUCACAAAUCUCAAGCACAAUUUGCAGUGGUAUCACGCCUUCUCGUGGACUGUCGGAGCUGUGUUCGCAGCUCUGUUGUGGCUCUCAAGCGUCCAGUUCGAUCCCAAGAUCCACCCGUCCUGCUUCGUCGACGAGACGGUCCCUAACGAACUUUUUGUCUACUACGUCGUGGUCAUUCUAGCUGUUCUAUGCGCAGUAAUCUUUGCUGUACUGGAGACACAGACUCAUCCAUUCAGAGGCAUGAAGGAGGCGCUGGAGGCCAAGAAAGACGUGAUUCGCAGCGCCAGGAUCUUCACGGUGGCCUAUAUCAUCUACCAGAUCAUCCUCAUCUCUUUCUGGCUUGCAGACGUGCUGUUUCUCGGUAACCACCCGCGAGCUCUUCAUCUAGUGCGUGAUGCGUCGUCUUUCCUCCAAACUGCCAAGGGUUUGAUUGAUUUGAUCAUCUGGGUGGCAAUUAACGGCCUGGAUUGUCGUGCUGGUCGAUUGCGCGAUACAUUUGACAGUGAUCGAUACAGCGAUAUCGACAUUGAUCUUCAACCUCAGCUUAAUGUCGCACUACGGAAGGAAGUGCUUCACUUCACGACGAGAGGAAUUGUUGCAGCCUCGUCAAACACUCCCAUGGUUACUGACGGUCGACGUGUGGUACAUCUCCGUUUGCAUGAGCUGGGUAUGACCGUAUGCUUCGACGACUAUAGUCCAGCCUCGUUUCGCGACAUUCGACAAGGUUUCGGUAUCAAUGAGACACUGUACAGGAAAGCAUUUCUGGCGACGUGUCAUGAGCGGCUCCAGUCGGGUGGAUCCAGCGGCGCGUUCAUGUUUUACACAGCUGAUUAUGCUUUCUUGGUGAAAUCAGUGACAACCAGCGAGCGCAACGUGUUGUUGGAUAUGUUACCGGCGUACAUCAGACAUAUGAAGCAGAAUCCUGACUCUCACCUGACGCGGUUCUACGGUUGUCACUCUAUCGAGAUGUACGGCCAGGUUUUUAGCUUCGUGGUGAUGGGAAACGUUAUUGGGCGAACAAGCAUGCAUCAGUUUUUCGACAUCAAGGGGUCCUGGGUUGAUCGCAACGCUCCGGCGAUUCCUCCUGGGAAAACUGUCAUCUGCACGUACUGCAGCAACGCGUUCCAGUAUGGCACGAACGAGAGCUGCGAGUACAGCAUCCGUGGUAACCAUCUGCCCCACAUCGUGUUGAAAGACAACGAUUUUCACCGGAAAUUGCGCGUGGAGUCGGAAACAGCUGCGGCUCUUGUCCGCCAACUUGAAAAUGACAGCAACUUCCUGCGCGAUCAAGGAAUCAUGGACUACAGUUUAAUGCUGAGUGUGCACAACACGAAGUACGUUGUGGAACACUCGAUCGAUAGCAGGAAGCCGUCUCCGACAAAGCGUAAAGUGAGCUACCCAGUGUGCCACCCAGAAAGCAACGAUUCCUUUUUGUCAAUCGUAACAAAUGGCCCAGACCAGACGGAAGUAUCUAGCGACGAGGACUUGGCCGAAGUUGAGUCAGGGAACCGGAGAAAGUUCAACCGAAACUGUCGGUUCUCUAUCGUGGGCCUGUGUGAUGACAACAGCAUAACUAUUCAAGACAGCACCCCGCUCCUCAGUCGUUCUACGCAUCGCUACAAUUCCGUAUCAUACGGACCAGUCGAUAUGGCGUCCCGCACAGUUGACGACUCAAAAUGGAUCGGCACAAGAACUCUGGAAAAACGUGGCUACCAGGCCUGUGUUGUAGUUGGCCCGGACUUCUACACACUGGGAGUUGUGGAUAUGCUGCAAACGUGGACGUGGAGCAAGCGGCUAGAGCGUCUGUGGAAGACGCUUGUGCUGCGCCAUGACGGCCUGGGCAUUUCAGCAGUUCCACCCAGAUUGUACGCUGAGCGUUUUCAGCGAAAAAUGCGGGAUAUCUUAAUGGUUUCGUCGGCAUCGGUUAGUCUUGACUCCAACUAG